Messenger RNA from Dichotomopilus funicola, 210 nucleotides. RefSeq lists its product as uncharacterized. NCBI's taxonomy places the organism in Eukaryota, Fungi, Ascomycota, Sordariomycetes, Sordariales, Chaetomiaceae. The record is from RefSeq and is a predicted model, not a curated record. The transcript has 2 exons. The coding region runs from base 1 to 210 and encodes 69 amino acids.
AUGAAGUUUGCGACUCGGCUCAUUGUGGCCCUGGGGCUUUUGUUGGCCCCUGUACUGGCAGCCCCGAUUGCUGUCGAAGGUGCCAACACGGAAAUUCAACAGCGAGACGGCUCCAGCGAGUUCGACACUGAUCUCUGCGUUCUCAAGAAGAGGGAAGCGGCUAAGCGGGGAGAUGUCCUGGGCAUUGGUAUCGACAACUGCGACAUGUGA